Messenger RNA from Ogataea angusta, 1974 nucleotides. RefSeq lists its product as uncharacterized. Gene Ontology annotation, biological process: retrograde transport, endosome to Golgi; protein retention in Golgi apparatus. Gene Ontology annotation, molecular function: phosphatidylinositol binding. NCBI's taxonomy places the organism in Eukaryota, Fungi, Ascomycota, Pichiomycetes, Pichiales, Pichiaceae. The record is from RefSeq and is a predicted model, not a curated record. The coding region runs from base 1 to 1974 and encodes 657 amino acids. The transcript has a single exon. Gene Ontology annotation, cellular component: endosome.
AUGAACCAUUUCGAAGAGGAAAACGUCUGGAACGACGACGCCGCGCCGGGCGCGGGCCAGGGCGUGAGCGUGCUGUUUAACCCGGACGACAACCCGUACGCGAGCGAGUUUGGCGGCGCCGACAUGGACGAGGUCGACUUCCGCACAGAGUCGAACAUCUACAGCGAGCUCACCGACACGAUGCGGUCGGUUUAUAUCGGGAACGAGCAGCCGGGAGAGACCGCGGAGCGGGCCGACGAUGGCGACGAGCCAGAGCCGGCGCAGGAGCGUGCCGAGGACGCAAUUGACGAGACGCAGCAGGCGCAGCAGAUCGAGCAGGCCAAGCAGAAGAACAAGCAGCUGCUGUCGUCAUUGGUGGCCGGCGAGGAGGAGAACAGCUCGUGGGCGCAGUCGAUUCUGUCUGACACGCCGAACGCCGACGAGCGGCUGUUCACGGCCGGCAACGGGGGCCCGUUGGACGCCGUUCUCGACUUCAGUGCUCCCAAGUCGCCGCCGAAGAUCAGCGACGACCAGCCGAGGCCCGAGCCCGUGACCUCGCCCAACAAGAAAACCAGAGUGUUCCGGCCGCGCAGGGCGCGUCGAAAGAGCGCAGACACCGCCAAUGCGGCCGAUCCGCUGUCCACCAGGACGGAAGAGUCCCAGGCAGAGUCUGUGGAGUCGAGGAAGAAGAAUCUGAUUGCGGCGGCGGACAAGCCGCUCUUCGAUAUCAAGAAGGACGCGAGCCCCGUGAACCCGUCGCUCAAGACGCCUGCGACGCCGGAACCAGCAGAACAUUUCGAGAUCAUCGUUGGCGACCCGGUCAAGGUUGGCGAGCUCACCAACGCGCACAUCGUGUACUCGAUCACGACGAAAACCAAGUCGAGUCUUCUCAAGAGCGAGACGACGACGGUGACCCGGCGGUACAGGGAUUUUCUGUGGCUGUACAACCAGCUGAUGAACAACCAUCCGGGCUACAUUAUUCCUCCUCCGCCGGAAAAACAGGCGUACGGCCGUUUUGACGAGAAGUUCAUCGAGAACAGACGGCUUGCGCUGGAGAAAAUGCUCAACAAGAUCGCCCGUGUGCCUGUUUUCCAGAAAGACUACGACUUCAUAGUGUUUCUGCAGAGCGAGCGGUUUGCGGCCGAGUCGAAAGAGCGGGAGUUCAUAUACUACCACGGCGGCAGCGGCGGCGACGAGCAGUCGAUCGGCGGGGGCGACGACGGCGCAAACGACUAUUCGGCCUCGUCGAUCAUCAACACGGCCACGGGCGGCUCGAACGGCGGGUUUUUGAGCUCGCUGAUCAGCAUCAGCACGCCGAAAUACGUGGAGAACGACCAGUUCAUCAUCGAGAAGCAGAACUACGUCGAGAGCCUGGACCAGCAGCUGCGGUCGCUGUCGAGAACGCUGGACCUGAUUGUCGAGAAGCGCGAGGACGUGAUCACGUCGAUGGACGAGCUGGUCCUGAUAAUCCAGGAGCUGGCCGAUCUGGAGAUCAACGCAGAGCUGAGCGAGCUGUUUGCCAACUACGAGGAGCUGCAGUCGAAGGUGAAGGAGCUGCUGGAGCGGACAAACCUGCAGCAGAUCCUGACGCUCGGAACGACGAUCGACGAGUACAUCCGGACGAUCGGGUCGAUCCGCAACUGUUUCGAGAUGCGGUUCAAGCUGUGCACCAGCAUUGUGAAUCUGCAGAGCCAGCACUCGAAAAAGCAAAAGAACCUGAUCAAGUUCAAGUCCCGGAACCACAACCAGCUCGACAAGAUCAGGAAGUACGAGGACGAGCUGACCAACAUGGAGAACACGAUCGCGCGGCAGGAAGAGUUCAAGACAGAGUUCAACAGGAAUUUCAAGCGCGAGCUCGACAAGUUCGAGUUCGAGAAGGUCGACGAGUUCCGCAGCACCAUCGAGAUCUACUGGGAGGGCUUGAUCGAGAGUCAGAAAGAGCUGAUCGAGCUGUGGGAGUCGUUCUACGAUAAGUGCAACUUCCAGGAUGAAUAA